Molecule: messenger RNA, 2728 nt
Organism: Grus americana (Whooping crane)
Lineage: Eukaryota; Metazoa; Chordata; Aves; Gruiformes; Gruidae
Gene: SLC25A27
Product: solute carrier family 25 member 27
Exons: 9
Coding region: 157-1125 (322 amino acids)
Biological process (GO): response to cold
Source: RefSeq, a predicted model, not a curated record
ACUUGAGCUGCUGCGGUUCCUGGUGCUGGCGCUGGAGAAACAUGACCUUCAGCAAUUUAUCUCCAAAACAACCCAGAACGGAGCUGAGCUAGGGUCUGCUUUUGCUCCAGACCCUCGCAGGGUGGCUGGUUAGCCUUGUUUCAUGUUAGACACUAGAUGUCACCUGCAGAAGACGAGAAGAGCUUGCCUCUGCCAGAGAGAUGGCCCCGAGCCAGCAAAUUCGCUCUGUCAGCCUGUGCAGCGGCUGUGGCAGAACUAGUGACAUUUCCCCUGGAUCUCACAAAAACUCGACUGCAGGUCCAAGGUGAAGCUGCCAUUCAUCGCAAUGGAGCUGCUGCCGGCCAGGCAGUCCCUUACCGUGGCAUGCUGCGCACGGCGGCUGGCAUCGUGCGAGAGGAGGGCUUACGAAAGCUCUGGCAAGGAGCCACACCGGCCGUCUACCGCCACAUAGUGUACUCUGGCGUUCGGAUGGUUGCGUAUGAACAUCUCCGUGACUCCGUCCUUGGCAGGGCUGAGGAUGAAAGCUUUCCUUUCUGGAAAGCUGUAGUUGGAGGCAUGUCCGCAGGUGCCAUCGGACAGUUUUUUGCCAGCCCGACUGAUCUGGUGAAGGUGCAGAUGCAGAUGGAAGGAAAAAGGAAGUUGGAAGGAAAGCCGUUACGGUUUCGAGGAGUGCACCACGCAUUUAUGAAGAUCCUGUCCGAAGGAGGAAUACGGGGGCUUUGGGCUGGAUGGGUGCCCAAUGUCCAGAGAGCUGCCCUGGUGAACAUGGGAGAUCUGACCACUUACGACUCAGUGAAACACUUUUUGCUUCUGAACACGCCACUUGUGGACAAUAGCGUGACUCACAGUAUUGCCAGUUGCUGUUCUGGCGUGGUAGCUGCUGUUCUGGGAACUCCUGCUGACGUGGUCAAAACCCGGAUAAUGAACCAGCCGAGAGAUAAGCAGGGAAGAGGUCUGCUGUAUAAGUCUUCCAUGGACUGUCUGGUUCAAACUGUACAGGGUGAAGGGUUUAUGUCUCUGUACAAAGGCUUUGUACCAACCUGGAUGCGAAUGGCUCCUUGGUCACUGGUAUUCUGGCUUACGUAUGAACAAAUCAGAAGGAUCUGUGGAGUUAGUUCUUUUUAAAAUCAUGAAACCACUUCAAUAUUCACAAAACAAAAAGGGAUCAGAAAGCUGAACUCUCAUUCCACAAGGCAUCCUGACCCCACAGGGAACUAAUUUAGGAGAUUGGCAUUAGGGUCACAUGUAUGGGUUGCUGCCCCAAAUCCAGUCCUUACUGGUUAGGCGUAGCCAUGACUUAAGGAUACUAUUUGCUUGUCAGACUGCUAUAUCAAAUUUAAGUUAUCCACAAGAUAAAAUCAUCAUAAUAAUCCUUCAUCUGGCAGCCAACAUCAGCUUUCUGAAACAGUAAACAGAGGUAAAAAAAAAAAUCUACCAAGCAAGUAGAAUCUAAUACUGUUUGCUUGUUUGAUAAUAGAGAUGGUUCCUGUUGUUAAGGACAAGAGUGGGUUGAACAAUGCAGCACUGAACAUCUUCUGUGGCUAAACAGUCUAUAAAAUUAUUUGGGAAUUUUUGUUAUUAUUACAUUUGCACACACAUAAAGAACUACCUCUCGUUAGUUUGAUGCCUUGGCAAACCAAGCCUGUAGUGCUAGGAACUGAAAAAGAUUAAAGCAGUUCACCUGAUUUCCAAUCUGCUUUGCACAAAAGGUUGAAGGGGUUGCGUUCCUCUUACUUCCCAGAGACCGCCUGACCCCUUCACUCAACCACUUGAGUUGAAAUGAAGUCCUGUACCCAGGAAAUCAAAAGCCUAGUUCACUCUGUUCCUCUUGAAGGACUCAUAAUACACACACUGAGUUGAACCACUGGUCCUCUGAGGGUCCCAGUGCUGAUGUGGUAGACAGGGUCAUUAAGGUACCACUCUUCCAUGGAAAUACACACUCUGCCCAUUUUACAUCUCAGUGAAAAUAUAAUGUUCUCUUCAAAAACACAAUGUUUGAAUAUGAAUGAUUUAUAUUUUUUUUUAAUCUAAAGCUUUCCAGAUUUCAUAGGAAAGGGGACUGCUGCUGUUUGUUACUGGGUUUAUCUUUGGCAAUCAGGAGGCAAAAAAGCAGUAUAAAAGCAAUCAUAAUGGAGACAGAACGAAGCUGGCUUUGAUUUAGCAAUAUCUAGUAAUGAAAUGACUGUACAAGACUUAGUUCUCCGAGUAAAUACUCAGCAUCUCUUCUAGACUAGACUUUGCAACUAGUAUCUUCAAUGUGCCAAUAUCUGAUUAAAUACAGUUUGGGUGUCUUCUUUGCUUGCACUUGUACCUUUUUAUUGUACUGUAGAUCUGUCGUGGCUGCACACAUUUGGGUCUGUGAUUCCAGCCUGGAAGAAAUUAAUCUCACCAUUAUUAGGGGGUCAGAAGUUUUUGUUGAGAAAUACUGUUAUUUUUCUAGUUGCCAGCCUGAGAAACUAAUCUGAGUUCUUUCCUUCUCACACGCCAUUGGCAGUGAUUAUAAACCAGCAGUCAAAGCUGCUUCUUUAGUUACAUCAUGAGUGGUCCUGCCUGCAAUCCCAUUACUCAGAUAACCCUGAUGAUGGAUAUGCAGAAGUACCUGCUCUAUUGACUUUAAAAAUGUAAUUUUAAAAGUCUUGUAGUGAAAAACUGUUUUAAUAAAGUGUUUUGUUUUGGGUUUUUUUGAGCAUGAAACACUAAAGAGAUUUGUAACAAUGUUGAUUCCUCA